Messenger RNA from Branchiostoma floridae (Florida lancelet), 3666 nucleotides. RefSeq names its product fibroblast growth factor receptor-like. The record is from RefSeq and is a predicted model, not a curated record. NCBI's taxonomy places the organism in Eukaryota, Metazoa, Chordata, Leptocardii, Amphioxiformes, Branchiostomatidae. The transcript has 21 exons. Gene Ontology annotation, cellular component: signaling receptor complex. Gene Ontology annotation, biological process: cell surface receptor protein tyrosine kinase signaling pathway; positive regulation of kinase activity; multicellular organism development. Gene Ontology annotation, molecular function: transmembrane receptor protein tyrosine kinase activity; ATP binding. Bases 483 to 3227 code for a protein of 914 amino acids.
CAGCAAACGCAAACAAUUGUUUGUUGAAUGUUCCCUAUUUAUGAGAGAAGGAGGAAACUCAGUGCUGUUAAAAUUCACUGAUUUACCAGACUGCAGUGAGUCUUGAAAUAGAGAAUUUGAAUGUUGGAGAUAUCAGAUACUGGUGUUAUUAAAUAGCCAUAUAUUAAAGGUGACACAGCGGUUUUGGCAGGAGCCAGCUUUCACCUGGACUGAACUAACGAGAACAAUACAGGGCACUACCGUGCUGAUACUGUUUCUACAAUAUCGUAAAGCACAGAGCUUCGGCAUGAGAGCUUCAAUAUGAAGUUCCAACAAAAUGCAUAUCUACUGCUUUUGAUAUAUGUACUCGUUUUCAAUUCCAACGCAUGGAGACGUCGCCGCCGCCGUCGUCGUCGAGCAAUAAUAGGCUGUUCCACACAACCACCUAACCAAGCCUUCAGCUACCUGACCGGCUGUACUUCACCAUACACACACGGGGAGACAUGCCACUACGAGUGUCAUACCGGGUACUACAGAACAUCUGGUGGCAACGACUUGACUUGCUCAAUGGGAUCAUGGAUUGGCGAAAGAAUUCAGUGCAUGCCUUUAGCCCGUCUGCACCUCCAACCCCAGCAUUCAGCUACAAAAGCGGCUGUUCUUCCCCCUACUUGCACGGGAAGACGUGUUACUAUGGGUGCCGCUCUGGUUACUAUCCAGCCUCGGGAAACACGGAAAGGACGUGUAAUAAUGGGGUAUGGACUGGAGAUAAACUUGAAUGUAAGAAAGAGAGUUUAUUCUCCAAUGCCGGGAGUUUAGAUGUCGAAAUGGUCUGGACUUACCGACUGGAAACUGGCAUCACACCCCUCUUUGAGAAUUGGAAGAAACUACCAAAUACAGGGAUAGCAAGUAGGACCACAGUGAACGUCUACACGUCAGCACUUUACAUGGGACGAAUAGAGCUGUUCGGACAAGCUAGCCUAAGGCUGAAAAAUACAACAGCUGCUGACGAGGGAAUCUACCAACUGUUCACAGUGUUCUCCGAUGGCACUUCGCAGUCUGUCACUGUAUCUGUUGAAGUAGACGACCCGUGUGAGAAUAAUGACUGUUCCUCCGAUGGCGGUAGAUGUGUUCCACAUGGCUACAAUUUCACCUGUUUCUGUGGUCCUGGUUAUGUUGGUGACGGAAGGAUUUGCAUAGAAAUAACGCCAAGGCAACCAUGGACGACAGAUGCUACUAGUACUGCACCCGCAGAUGGUUCGACGACGGGAACUACUCUUUUCACAACUACAGAUUCACAGACCACAGAAAUAACGCCAACACAACCAUGGACAACAAAUGCUACCACACCCACAGAUGGUUGGAAGGCGGGAACUCUUUACACAGUUACAGAUUCGCAGACCACAGAAGACAAUGAAGUGACGAAAGCAGACCAGGGAUCAGUUGCAAAGCUUCAUUUGAACUACAACAACACAUCUAACAUGAAUGUUAUAUUUGAGGCCUGGUGGUUCAAAACGAAUGGCAAUGACCUGAUCGCUAGUCGCGUACAUCCUUUGAACGCAUCCAUAUCUCCAAGUUAUGAGGAUCGAUUGGAAGUUUUUAGUGACGCUAGCCUUCUAUUGAAAGCAGUGGAGCUUAGAGACGCUGGGACCUACCAAUUGCUGGCUGCCUUCGAUGAUGUUUCAGAAUCAUUGAGGAAGGACAGACACCUUGUAGUUCACUACCCUCCGAAAGAUGUGGACAUCACUCCAAGUAUGACUGCUGCAACGGGAGACCGAGUCAUACUGCGUGCUCACACUAGCUGUCACCCGUCAGCUAUGUACUCUUGGACAAAAGUCAACGGUUCCCUUGACGGAAAUUCGAUCGUGAACAGCAGUACUGGAACACUAACAUUGCUUAAAGUAGCCGUAGAAGACGGUGGUACAUACGUUGUCGACGCUGGCAAUUACCUGGGAAGCGCAUCGAAUGUUACAGUCUUACGGGUUGAGGACUUUGAAGAGCCUACACCAGACGAGACCUUCGAUGAAUUAGUGCCAAUUGCAGUAGGACUGGCUCUGGUGAUAUUGUCUAUGGUGGCAGGAAUUCCUGUAUAUCGGUGGAUUAAGAAGCGGCAAAAUGAAAGACCUGUUGAAGACAUGACAGUUGAAGAAGUUGACUUCCAAUCGGAUUUGCAACGACUGCCGUUUCCUGCCUCCGUACCGCCUCGGCCACAGUUCCUCACCUACGAGAUCGAUCGAGCCGAUUUUGAACUGAAACAACAGAUUGGUAAAGGGGCCUUUGGUAUCGUCUAUCUUGCCUCUUUGAAACGCGACGUCAAUGGUCAUCUCACCACAAAAGACGUGGUGGCGAAGACUGUCAACGAGGAUGCAGGAGAAGAGGAAACAAAAACAUUCAUACGAGAGAUCGACACUACUAUUAACCUGAGGCAGCAUGUCAACCUGCUGGGUCUGAUUGGCUGCUGUACAGUGUCACGCCCUCCCUACCUGCUCACGGAAUACAUGCCGUAUGGAGACCUGAAACAUUUUCUACUCAAGUGCAGGAAGCCAGAGGAGAGGCUCCGGGACAGCAUGUAUAACUUCACAGAGAUGAAAGUUUACCAAGUUGCACGACAGAUAGCAAGUGGAAUGAUAUUUAUUGCCCAAGCUGGAUACAUCCAUGGCGACCUGGCUGCCAGGAACAUUCUAGUAGGGAAGAAGCUUCUUGUGAAGAUUGCAGAUUUCGGGCUUACCACAGACAUCUAUGAGAAGGGUUACCAGCGGCAGGACGGGGAACAGAAGAUCCCCCUGCGGUGGAUGGCACCAGAAAGGCUGCUACGUGAGGGGCGAUACACCAGCAAGAGCGACAUAUGGUCAUUUGGCGUUGUGCUGUACGAAGUCGCCACUCUAGGGAACGUUCCAUACCCAGGUCGAGAGCGCACUCUUCUUGAAGACCUCCGCACAGGGUACCGAGAACCAUGCCCUCCUGGCCUCCAAGAAGACUUGUAUGCUAUGAUGCUGCGGUGUUGGCAAUGGGAAGAAGACGACCGGCCUGAGUUCCAGGAGUUAUAUGACGAACUGGACGCUGUUGUAGACUCCAUGGCGUUGGAUUAUGUAAGACCUCGUUCCAGCUCGCCAGCUCGCCAGGCUGAGGUUGAAGAAAUACCUUCAGAAAGUACUUACGACAUCCCGAAGGCCGCCAGAUUGCGGCUACAAAUCGCUAAUAAUGACAGCGGCGAGGAAGAUCAUGUAGAGUUGGAAAUGGACUCCUUGUAAACUUUCAUAAUUAUAUAGAUCCAUAUCUACAUGGAAUGAUUUGCACUGUAAAUAAUUGUAAGUAUUCGUAUGUGUUACGUAUGUCAUAUGUGUACCUUUAUGUCCAGGAAGAUUAGCAGUGUACAAUAUUUGAUUUUGUAUCACAGAUAAUGGACAAAUAAAGCCUCUCAAAGCCUCUAUUCCUCAAACACAAAGCCUUGAAAACAGCAGGAUGUUUAUACUGGUGACAUAUGCGACACGGACAGAAAGGAAACAUGCAUGUAAAUUCCUUGCGUGAACUAAGCAGAACAUUACAUAGUGAGUAGAAAAUUCUAUGACAGUGAAAAAAUAAAGCACGCGAAUUAUUUAUUUACUUUAAACUUCUAUCACGAACGUUAACUUUCAAGAUAAAUAGAUGUAAAGCGUUAAAACUUAAAAAUGAACUUGCCAGCUGAAUGCA